Messenger RNA from Leptosia nina, 2400 nucleotides. NCBI's taxonomy places the organism in Eukaryota, Metazoa, Arthropoda, Insecta, Lepidoptera, Pieridae. The record is from the annotation of a GenBank genome assembly.
AUGGUCAGCCUACGCACACACACGAAACUGGCGCAAUACAUGCGCACGCGCAACCUAACGUUGGAGUUUACAGAAUUCGAAUUUAAUAGUAUUACUCACCCGAUUAGAUUCCAAUGCUUCAGCACUGUGCUCCUCCUUUUGACGAAAACAAUUAGUGCACUUGCUCUUAUUGAAGAUGUUCGGCGCGAACUUACGGCAAUCCGAUCGCCCAGACAUGAUUGCCAGAGCGAGCGCACGACGAUACCACCACUCGACCAUUUGACAUCUGAUAGGAAAGCACCGAGCGAGCAGCGGCCCGAGUUGUUGCUUUACAACUUCUCUCUUCUUGUUUACAGGUGGAUGGAAGACUUAGGUUUUAUCCCAAAUCUGCCGAAUGGGCCCUUGGAUGAGUAUAGAAAGACUUCUUCAUUCAAUUGGAAGAAAUUAAAACUGGCUUUGGAAGGGGAUAUUGAAUUACUUAAGCUCAAAUACCAAAUAUGGCAUACAUUGGAGAAUGACCCGCUAUUCGCACACAACUCAGUGACUCCACCUGUUGAGGAGCAGAAGAGAAUAACACAAAUGCAAUUACAGAAGAUCAAUAAAUAUAAGUUUAUAAGCAACGAGAUCUUUAAUGCUGGUUACAGAAAACGAACGAGAACCUUGAUGACCAUAAACGAAGCAGUGCAAUCCUUAGCGCCCAGUGUCUCUGUGAAAAUGGCUAUAGGGAUCUACCUAUUCUCGAAUGCCCUGCUGUCACUCGGUACGGAACGGCAUAGGAAAUUCUAUGAGGCUACAAUAAAGGAUAGAAAGAUCGUGGCAAGCUUCGCAUUGACGGAGAUAGCUCACGGGUCGGACGCGCGCUUGAUGAGGACCACGGCCACAUACGACCCGAAGACCAGGGAGUUCGUCAUCCACACGCCAGACUUCGAGGCGGCUAAAUGCUGGGUUGGUAAUCUAGGCAGAACCUGCACGCACACACUACUUUUCGCACAAUUGGUGACACCUGACGGUAGGAAUCAUGGUCUCCACGCCUUUCUGGUUCCCAUACGAGAUCCUCAGACACUCGAGAUAUACCCUGGCCUUAUUGUUGGUGAUAUGGGGGAGAAGAUCGGCGUCAACGGAAUUGAUAAUGGAUUCGUAAUGUUCAACAAAUAUCGAAUACCUCGCGUGAACCUGCUAAAUAGGACGGCUGAUGUGACAGAAGAGGGAAUCUACGAGAGUUCCUUCUCCGAACCUUCUAGAAUACUGGGUGCGGCACUGGAGAACUUAUCGGCUGGUCGAAUCGGAAUAAUGCAAGAGAGUUGUCAUUCGAUCUCCAGCGUGGUAGCCAUUGCCAUACGUUACGCGGCUACUCGCAAACAAUUCGGGGAGCGAAACAACGAGACGACACUUAUCGAAUACGAACUGCAUCAAUGGCGUCUCUUUGGCUACGUGGCGGCCGCGGUCGUGUUCCGGUUCUACUUGCAAAACUUUGCUGAGGUCUAUCUUAAGAUUGUCGAGAAAUCUAACAGCGGUCACGGUGUUGAUAACUUGAGUGAAGCUGUGUCGGAGAUCCACGCGAUGGUGUCGUGUAGUAAACCUCUACUCACGUGGACAGUGCUGGAAGCGGCACAGCAGUGUCGCGAGGCAUGUGGAGGACAUGGCUAUUUAAAGGUGGCAAACUUGGGCGACAUUCGAAGCAAUCACGAGCCAACGGUGACUUACGAAGGUGAUAACAACGUACUAUCCCAGCAGGCUGGCAAUUGGCUCCUGAAGCAGUACGAAGCGGUGAUGAACGGUCACAGCGUGGAUUCGCCCCUGGGCACUGUUACAUUCUUGAAGGACUUCCGGGCGAUACUGAGUAGCACUUUCAACUGUACUACUACGGCUGAGCUGAAGAAUUCUAAAUUCAUUUUAUCCACGUACAAAUGGCUCUUAUGCUGGCUUCUAAAGCACACGCACGAAAAAAACGAAGCGGAAUUGGCUAAAGGACUAACUAAGGUACAAGCCCGGAGCAGAAGCCAGGUCUACCGCUGGAGGACCUUAACGAAGGUCUAUGCCGAAUACCUCGCUUUGAUUUUCUGCUUAGAAACCAUUGAGAAGACGGAACCGCAACUCUUACCGGUUCUUAACAAACUCUUGUGUCUGUACGGCCUAUGGUCGUUAGAUAAACAUCUAGUGGAGAUGUAUCAAGGAGGUUUCUCGAGAGGGGAGGAGUUAGCGAGGUUGAUAAGGGCGGCCAUCUUGGAAUUGUGUGGAGAGGUAAAGGGGGAGGUGGUGAGUGUGGUGGAUGCGCUUGCGCCGACGGACUUCGUACUCAAUUCAGUUUUGGGGAAGAGCGAUGGAAAUCUAUACCAGCACCUACAAAAGGCAUUCUUCAGCCACCCCGGGGCUUUCGAGAGAGCGUCUUGGUGGCGUGACGUCGUCCAAUCCAAGUUAUAA